AUGAAUUUGCGCCUAAAAGAUAUCACCGACAACUUGCUUCUCCUCGAUGUCCUCGACGAUGAGGACGCUGAUGCGGAAUUCGAAGAAAACCUCUCGCUCGAACAACAACUCGGACGACUUCUAUCCACUAGUUCGAAGAGCUCCACGACAUGCAGCUUUACCGCACAACAACAAGCCGCCUUCGACGAGUCAAGUUACAGACUGAUUGGCUGGGGAGCAUGCGGAGCCAUCUACGCCAAAGAUGGAUCCUCGCACGUUCUGAAGCUGGCCAAGACGGACGACCUCCAGCUCUGGAACGAUUAUCUAAUGCAUACUCGGGUAUGGGAAGCGAUGGCACAAGUUCCUGACAUCUCAGGGGAGGUUAGAGUACCUGAACCGACCUUCUACGUUCCAAAGGACGAGCAGGGUUGGUGGGCAAAACGCUUGCCCAUGUUCCCCACCCAGGACAUCGCCGUUAAUCUUCCCACGGCUGUACUCUGCACCGAACGGAUCCAUCCGCUCCCUAUACUAGUCAGACACAAGCUCAUCGAAAAGUUCUGCGCGCCUCGGAACAGAAGAAAAGCACUCCAGUCUCCCGGCAACAAAGAUUGCCUCGUCCGGGUCUAUCUUGGCAGCCGGCAAGGAAAGGCCAGCGCCCUCUUCUUCUCGCUCCGCAAUUUCAAAUUGCACCUGAACCAAAUGCUUGAGCUGGAAAUGAACACGUUCGAGCUGGCGGGUUGCAUGGCUGGCGCACUGGCUGCCAUGCACUGGAAAGCAAAGAUUGAUGCAAGAGACGUGGAGUUCGUUCUUGGGACUGCUCCGAUCGCUUACCCCGCCAAGCCUCUGACGUCCGUCGAGCUCGCAAACAUGGAGCCCAACACCUACACGGAGAUGCGGGUGUUCACAGGGUUGAGCUACGUGCAACGCACCACGCAUCUUUGGGUGCUUGACUUCAACCAGUGCCAACCAAUUUCCAUGGACGAGGCCGGCGUCUCCCAAGCAGUGGGGGCAUAUAUGAUCAACGACCCCUACUAUCCCCGACCGCCCGUUGAAGACGAUGAUGACCAUGACAGCAGACUGUGGAGCACAUUUGCGAUUCGAUACAUUCGAAUUUCGGAUCGGAUUCUGCGGAAGAACCCCGAGCUCCGCUCGUUGCCACGGCUGUUCAUCAAGAAGGUGAUGGCAGAGCAGGCUGAGAAGGUGAAGAGGCAGGAGAAGUUGGAAGCGACCACUGGCGAAGCUCCUUAA
Molecule: messenger RNA, 1227 nt
Organism: Lasiodiplodia theobromae
Lineage: Eukaryota; Fungi; Ascomycota; Dothideomycetes; Botryosphaeriales; Botryosphaeriaceae
Product: Exodeoxyribonuclease III xth
Exons: 1
Coding region: 1-1227 (408 amino acids)
Source: RefSeq, a predicted model, not a curated record